This is a messenger RNA of Wallemia mellicola CBS 633.66, 2376 nucleotides long. RefSeq lists its product as hypothetical. The transcript is spliced from 6 exons. Bases 1270 to 2334 code for a protein of 354 amino acids. Lineage: Eukaryota; Fungi; Basidiomycota; Wallemiomycetes; Wallemiales; Wallemiaceae. The record is from RefSeq and is a predicted model, not a curated record.
AGCUGUUAUAGCAUUAGAUGCUAGCUUCUGAUAACGUAAUGCAUAAAGGAUUGCUAUUCUAACUUUGCUUUCCUGGGGUAUAUCUGGACUAUCGAUCAUCUCUCGGACUGCCCUUACCCUUAAAUCAGACGAAUGGCUUUCGUUACUAGCCAAACUUUGCUCGAGUUCACUAACCUGUAGGAGCUUCUUCUCGUCUACCAACCGAGAUAGUUCUCCUAUCAAUGAUACAUGCUUGCUGACAUUGCUUCCUAACUUCCUCAUCUCGGGAUAGCUUUCAAUAAAUUUCUUCAUGUCAGAUAUAGUCUGGAUAUUAUCUGCCGUUGUUCCUUUUCCAGUUGUAGCAGUUUGGUAUUCGGACACGUAUUGUUUGACGUUUGCACCCAAAUCACCGAAAUUUGCAAACAAGUUGUUCGUAUAGAAGCUAUCGUUGUCGUUCGUUACAGACAAAAUGAGUUGUUUUUGUUGUGGUUGUAUAUUGGGAGCCUGUGAUAAAUCAACUUUACCAUUAUCAAGGCCUAUUAAGUCAUGCACCAUGGCUUGAUAUGUCCAUUGUGUAAGGAGAGGAGUAACGGGAUCAUUUCUUCUAUCGCAGAUCAACAAAACUGGUUGAGAUUGUGUCAACCUAAAAUCGAACAGCUGUGAUUCCGUGUCAAUAGUUGUGCUAACUGAUUCAGCGAGCGUUUUGGCUAAAUCUGACAUCUUUUCGUAUCUGAUGAAAGGUUUACGUUUGAGGGAUAACAACAGAGCUGAUAACGAUUUCGUAGUACUAUCCAAACAAUCUCUAUUCCAAGUAUUUGGUGUGUCUGACCAUAAAUUGUCUUUUGUUGGUUGAAAUCCCAAACUAAAGAGAUUAGGAAGCAAAGCUAAAUAGUCAGCAAACAAUUCCUGACAUUCUCUAACGACACUAUACUGAUCAGACUCUGCUAAUUGCUCGAUUUGUUGUUUCGUGAGAGUGUUCGAGAAGUACAGAAAGUAUUCUUGAUAUUUUGGGUUACUGAGUUCGCUCGAAAGGUAUUUUAUGGAAUUAGCAGUUGGACUGAGGUAUACGAUACAUUUCAAGUGGCUUAUUCGCUCUCUAUUCAAGUUCUCUACUCUAUCAGUGAGAUAGACUUCUGAAGAAAGUAACUGGGUUUGGGUAGUUACAGCUGAGAGGUAGCUUGUCGUGCUAUCGUCUAAUAAGAGCACCUUCAUCCCUUUCACUUCAUUCACCAGCUUGUUUAUGUAGUUAUUGACUGCUUCUAUUACGUUCAUUGGUAGUUCAGGAAAAGGAUGCUCUAUUAUUUGAGUUUCUUGAGACUGCCUAACAAAUCUGUCAAUUUAUCGCACAAGUUGAUUUUCUCUGUACAGAUAACCAACGAUCUUAGGACAGAAUACUAUGACAAUCAAACUGGUUUGACUAUAGAUGCUGCUUUAUUAAUACAAAAUAGACCAUCAAAGCCUAUCAAAUUACCUAGUAUCUUGACUUACAAAUCUAACAAAGAUUCCUACAAGUUGAUAGAGAUAGAGGGACUCUCUAGUAUGGGCAUACGACCAGGAGAUAAGGUCAGCUUGUUAGUCUGGGCACGCGGCAGUUCCACUAGACCACUUUUGUCAGAUUUGAAAGCACACAGUCCUGAUUGCAAGACGCCAAUCCCUGUUACGAGCUUACCGAUAACUAUGGCGACAAAUGUACCACACUCAGAUAAACAUUCUCGUAUACAGCGCUCAUUUAUGUUCGAGAAGUCACUGAUUCACAUUCUCGAAGAUACUUCAUACGAUUUGGAUAAAAAACUUUGGGACUCCGGUUUGGCCAUGUCUGCCAUACUCACAGAAAAAAUUUCAUCCGAAAAGUACAAUUUCUUCGGAGGCUCUUCAAAGCCCUUACGGAUAAUGGAACUCGGUACUGGGACAGGCAUUUUAUCAAUUACUCUGGCAGCUCUUUUGGAAAAGACACCACACAAACACACAAUCGUAGCUACUGAUUUGGCACCCGCUUUACCCCUCUUAAAGCAGAAUGUAGACAGGAACUCCCGCUUGUUCAACAAAAAUGACGUCUUUGUUAGGGAAUUAGCUUGGGGUUCUCAAAGUCCACUCGAAAAGGAACAUUUUGAUGUUAUUAUUGCGGCUGAUGUCGCGUAUAACACGUCUUCAUUCCCAAUGUUACUAUCAACGUUGGAUACGCUGUUCCAGGUAAACAGCUCUGCCAAAUUCAUACUGGGAUACAAAUACAGAGAUUACGGAGAAGCAGAUUUCUGGGAGCUUUUAAAGAAUAUAAAGCUUAACGCGAGAUUGAUAGAAUCCACAAUGGGUGAACAAGGAUCAGCAACUGAGAUAUGGGAAUUCACGAAAGAGUGAUAAAUUUAUAUUUAUUUAACAAUAAUGUAAAAAUAAAUCGCG